AUGGCCUCUGCUGUGCCCCACGAGGAGGAGGUUGCCCAGAGCUCCCUGGAAAAGGAGGAGGUUGCUGCAGUGCAGGAGAUGGCCAAUCUGAGCCUGGUGAGCUCUGCCUGUGAGGUGGUUUCUGCAGCUGAUCCCUCCAGCAAGGAGAGCCACCCCUGCCUGAGCUCUGUGUGUGAUGCUGCAGAGAAGGGAGCGCAGAAUGUGACCCAGGCCAUGGCCAGCUGUGUGCAGCCCCACGUCACUGCAGUGAGUGAAUAUGCUGCCAAGGGUUUGGAUGAACUGGGGGAGAAGAUGCCACUCCUUCCAAAGCCAGCGGAACAGAUUCUCUCUGGCACAAAGGAGCUGCUGUCAUCCAGAGGGGCUGAGGUGAAGGAGGCUGUGAGCAGCAGAGUGCUGGAUGUCACCAGGGACACCCUGCAGGGCAGCGAGGGGACAGCCACACCUGCAGUGACCGGUCUGGGGCCUGCAGUGGCACAGAUGGGUGUCCUUGGAGCAGGGGCUGUGCUGGGGACAGCAGAAGGUGGCUCUCUCCCCACUGGAAAUGAGGAGCUAGCCCAGCUGGCAGUGUGUGAGGAGGGCACGGCAGCUCUGCCCCUGGAGCAGCAGUGGCGGCACGGACGGUACUUUGUGUACCCGACCUCUCUCCCUGAGGAUCUGCGUCUCUUGGCACAGCUGCGCUCCACAGCCAGGAUCCAGCAGCUCUGGCAGGGCAUGCAGGGGGCCCUGGCACAGCUCCACGGCAUCAUCGAGCUGGUUGAGGCGUUCAAGCAAGAAUUUAAUCAAAAACUUCAGGAGGGGCAGGAGAAACUACACCAGAUGAGGCUGGACUGGAGUAGGAAGUAUCUCAAAGAGAGUGGAGCUGAAAGCCCUGCAGAGCCUGAGGAGAUGGAGCGUCUGACACUGCUGAUGGCCUGCAGGAUCAGCCAGCAGCUGCAGCUCUCCUGCUCGGGGGUGGUGGCUGCCGUGCAGGACCUUCCCUGCAGCCUGCAGGACAAGCUGCAGCAGGCUCUGCAUGCCAUCAGGGAGCUGCAUGCUGCUUUCUCAGAGGCACACUCCUUCCAGGACUUGUCCAGCAGUGUCCUGACCCAGAGCCAGAGGGAGCUGGCUGUGAUCCCGGAGUACAUGGAGGAGCUGCUGGAUUACCUGAAGAACAACACUCCUCUGUCCUGGCUAGUGGGACCCUUCUCCCCCAGGGAGGAGGAGGAGGAGGAUGAAUCCUCCCAGGAGGAGGAACAGGAUCAGUCCUCCCAGGAGGAGGAGGAGGCAGGGGCAGCAGGAGCUGGGCACCUGGAAACCUCCAGCAACCCCAUGUAA
Molecule: messenger RNA, 1314 nt
Organism: Camarhynchus parvulus
Lineage: Eukaryota; Metazoa; Chordata; Aves; Passeriformes; Thraupidae
Product: perilipin-3-like
Exons: 7
Coding region: 1-1314 (437 amino acids)
Biological process (GO): positive regulation of triglyceride storage; lipid storage
Cellular component (GO): lipid droplet; cytosol
Source: RefSeq, a predicted model, not a curated record